AUGUGGGCCAUUGGGAAGAUAGCCGCUGGGACCACCGGCCGUCUCCAGCUCUCCCCUGUCGACCAGCUCGACCAGGGCGUCGGGCUAUCACAGAGGGCGGUCGCCCCUCUCGAAACUCAAUGUCUUCAUCUCCUGCUAGGCAGCUCCUGCCCGUACUCAGCCCUGAAGGUUGGCCUGGACCUUCCUGGCCAGGUCAGCUCGACAGACAACAUGGAUGCUUCGUUGCUGAAGGAGGGCGAGGAGAAUAUCUUGAAAUACCGAGAGAACAGCAUCUGCUCUGUGCAAGUAAUGACCGGGGUGCCGCUGUGGGUGCUGUGGGUCACCACCUUCCUCUGGGACUACGGCACAUACCUCGUCUCCUCGCUCCUUAUCUUCGCCGCCUUUAUGAUCGGCGACUCCCAGGAAUACUUCACCGUAGACGACGCUCCUGGAGCGCUUAUCUUGCUGCUUCUGCUCUACGGUUGGGGCAGCAUCCCUCUGGCCUACGUGUUCAGCUUUUUCUUCCAGACUGCUGCCGCUGGGUUCUCCGUCAUCACGCUCAUUAACAUUGUGGCAGGCCUGAUCAUCACCACGGCCGUAUCUGCCCUCGAAAUGUCACAGCAGCCCAAAAUGCUUGUCGUCAGCGACGCCCUGCACUGGAUCGCGUCCCUGCUCCCCACCUACCCUGCGUCCAUGGGUUUUCAACAUUUGGUGAUGACGAGUGACUACAACAGCCGCUGCGAUAUCUUUAAUGAGACCCUAAAACUGGAGCUGUGCGACACCCUCUAUAACUUUGACCCCUUUAACUCCUUCAUGCCCUGCUGCCCCGAGUGUGCCAGCCAUGGGCAAGAAGUUUGCUUCCAGAAGAGAAGUUAUUUUGUCUUUGAUGAGUACGGCAUGUCCCGAGAUAUGUUGACACUCACCAUCAACGGAUUCAUCUUCUUCGCCAUCCUCUGCCUCAUCGACUCAGGCGUCUUCAGAAAACUAGGUGUCCUGCUGCGAGGUCUGUGUAAGAAAGCUGCGACUGCCCAUGCUCCUGAGGUUCCCGCGGACGAUGACGUGUUGGCCGAGAUUGCCUUGGUGGAGAACCUAAUGACUGGAGCGCCACUAGACCCGCUGCGCGAGGCAAGCUUGGUAGUGAGCAGCCUCUCCAAGACGUUCGUGAGCUCCCCUCGGCCAGCAGUCAAUAACAUCAGCUUUCACGUGGGUCGAGGAGAGUGUUUAGGGCUGCUUGGCGUUAAUGGCGCCGGUAAGACCACCACCUUCAAUAUGCUGACUGGGGAUGAAGUGCCCACCACGGGGGACGCCAGGAUAGGCAGCACGUCCCUCAGGACCGACAUAGGGAAGUUCGUGCAGCAGAUCGGCUACUGUCCCCAGUUCGACGCCAUGUUGGGGGAACUCACGGGGGAAGAAAUGUUGACCCUGAUGGGCCGUCUGCGAGGCAUCAAUGACUCAAGUUUACCGGCCUCCGUCAGUAAACUGAUACACCUUUUAGGAUUGAGUGAAUGCGCGCAGCGGCCCUCCUCCACCUACUCCGGUGGAAAUCGCCGCAAGCUGUCCACAGCCAUGGCCCUGAUCGGGGAGCCCCCUCUGGUGUUCCUGGACGAGCCCACCUCCGGUGUAGACCCCACCUCCCGCCGCCGUGUGUGGGGGGCCGUCAGCCAGGCGGUGGCUGGGGGGCAAAGUGUGCUGCUCACGAGUCACUCUAUGGAGGAGUGCGAGGCGCUCUGCUCCCGCAUCAUUAUCAUGUCGCGCGGGACGCUGCGCUGCGUCGGCACCUCGGGCCACCUCAAGGCCAAGUUCGGUCAAGGCUACAGCCUGCAGGUCAAGCUUAGGACACAUGACCCCCGCCUGGAGGACGAGCGGCAGUACACAGCCUUCGUGGAGCAGCUCAGGGCCACCAUUCACCUCCGUCUGCCUGGCACCGUGCUCAUCGACCAACAUAAGGGCAUGUUAGCCUUCAGAGUUUCUAAGCAAGUCUCGUGGAGUCACCUCUUCUCCGUGAUGGAAGCGUUGAAAAGCGGCCAUGAAGCGGUAAGUGACGGGGACAGCAACGCCAUGGUGGAGCCGCUGGUGGAGGACUACGCUGCCUCCGACGCCUCCCUGGAGCAGGUGUUCCUGUCCUUCGCGCGAGAGAGUGUACCAAACAGCCCUAUGCCCUCAGACUCUGCAGCAUAUAUUACGCAGUUAUGAGUUAUUAUUCCUGAAGACCAACGUUCCAAUCAUACGGCACCAGCUGGUAAUUUUCAGCCAUCGCCGAGUGGCGGAGGAUUACCCACCUUGUGCCCAGAUCAUCAGUCAACUGUAACUCCAGCGGCCUCGACCAAAGGGAGUACGUAGGUCAGCGUGGGCCAGGCAAGGGAUGUAUCACAGCAGCCACAUCAGACACAACGGGCUGGAGCCGACCACCAGCCUCUUCAAGGUAGCCAACCGGCACAAUGGGCUGAAAAUGAAAAAAAUACACAACGGAAUUAAUAGACUUAGAUUCUCUCUCUCUCUCUCUCUCUCUCUCUCUCUCUCUCCCCCCCCCCUCCCCCUUCGUUACCAGUUCCUCGAUGCUUUACACAGAUUUACACACAAUAUUAAUAUAGCAAUCAUAAGUACGAAUUCUUAACAAUCGUGGAUGAGGAGGGGGAAAGAUGUUCCACUGGGCAGGCGUAGUAGAACAUCCUCAUUCGUCCUCUCUCAUUCUUCCUUCCGUCCAGCUAUCAAUGUCACGUUUCAAAGCUUUUACUUUCAUUACUUUUAUUCAUAGAGAAUGAGCUGAAUGAAGUCGCAGGAACCUUGUAAAGGCAGUUGGCUUCAUCUCCAAAGGAAAAGAUAACAAUUUAAAAUGGGAAAACCAAAAAAUGUAUUUGAUAAAACAAUUUAAAAAUGGAAAAACAUGUAUAUACUCAGAAUAUAUUUACAUAUAACAUCAGCUUAUUUUAGAACGGCUUAGAAAAUUGAAUAAUGCCACAGUAAUUUAUAAUGAUCUGUGCUUCAUAUGCUUUCAGCUAUUAUAAUGAUACAAUAUUUACUAAUGAUCUGUUGUCGAUUUAAGAUGUUUUAAAUGUUCCAAUUUUAGCAAUGAUCUGCUUUUAACUUAGGAUGACUUAGUACUACUUGAAGUAUGAGUGGCACUGACAAUUAAGAUAACAUUCAACAAGAGACCGUCAAGCAAUAUUUUUACAUUGUAUGCAACUCAUUGUCUCAUUUACCCUCAUAAUAUAUUAUUUUCUCAAGCACUUUAUUUGUAUUAGUUAAUUGUAACUUAAUAUCACGUUAGAGUUCAAUGCAAUGAAUUCGAGUUUUCAUAGAAAUGUUGACGUAGAUUUAAAAUCAUUUUUAUCAGUUCUAUAAUUAAAAACAUAUUAUGUACAA
Messenger RNA from Eriocheir sinensis (Chinese mitten crab), 3342 nucleotides. RefSeq names its product phospholipid-transporting ATPase ABCA3-like. The record is from RefSeq and is a predicted model, not a curated record. Gene Ontology annotation, cellular component: intracellular membrane-bounded organelle; membrane. Lineage: Eukaryota; Metazoa; Arthropoda; Malacostraca; Decapoda; Varunidae. Gene Ontology annotation, biological process: lipid transport; transmembrane transport. Gene Ontology annotation, molecular function: lipid carrier activity; ABC-type transporter activity; ATP hydrolysis activity. The coding region runs from base 1 to 2172 and encodes 723 amino acids. The transcript has 10 exons.